UUAUACUAGAACAUGGACCCAGAGGCUUUCUCAGCUAGUUUAUUCAAGUGGGACCCAAGAGGUGCAAUGCCACCACCAAGCCGGAUAUUAGAACCGGUGGCACCACCACAACCUCCUACACCUCUACCACCACAACCACCACUCCCAACUGCGUUUUCCAUGAGGAGUACAAGGGAGCUAGGAGGGCUAGAAGAGUUGUUUCAAGCGUACGGUAUACGCUAUUAUACUGCUGCUAAGAUAGCUGAGCUAGGUUUCACUGUGAACACGUUAUUGGACAUGAAAGAUGAGGAACUUGAUGAUAUGAUGAAUAGUCUCUCGCAGAUUUUUAGGUGGGAUCUGCUUGUAGGAGAAAGGUAUGGUAUCAAAGCUGCUAUUAGAGCUGAAUGGAGGAGGCUGGAGGAGGAAGAAGCAAGGCGGCGCGGCCAUAUUCUGUCUGAUGGUGGAACUAAUGUCCUUGACGCUCUCUCACAAGAAGGGUUAUCAGAGGAACCAGUGCAGCAGCAAGAGAGAGAAGCAGCGGGAAGCGGUGGUGGGGGGACAUGGGAAGUGGUUACGGGAGCAGGUGGCGGAGGAAGAAUGAAACAAAGGCGGAGGAAGAAGGCGGCGGGGAGGGACAGAAGGGGAGCGUCCGAUGAUGAAACGGAGGAAGGACAAGAUGAUGAAGAGAACAUGAACGAAGGUGGAGGAAUAAUAAGUGAGAGGCAAAGGGAGCAUCCGUUUAUUGUAACGGAGCCUGGUGAAGUGGCACGUGGCAAAAAGAAUGGCUUGGAUUACUUGUUCCAUCUCUAUGAACAAUGCCGGGAUUUCUUGAUCCAAGUUCAGAAUAUUGCUAAGGAACGUGGUGAAAAAUGUCCCACUAAGGUGACGAAUCAAGUGUUCAGGUACGCAAAGAAGGCAGGGGCAAGCUACAUAAACAAGCCAAAAAUGCGACACUAUGUGCAUUGCUAUGCACUUCAUUGCCUUGAUGAGGAUGCCUCCAAUGCUCUGAGAAGAGCUUUCAAGGAGCGAGGAGAGAAUGUUGGGGCAUGGAGACAGGCAUGUUACAAGCCCCUGGUGGCCAUAGCUGCUCAACAAGGCUGGGAUAUCGAUGCCAUUUUCAAUGCACACCCUCGACUGGCCAUUUGGUAUGUCCCCACCAAACUCCGCCAGCUCUGCCAUUCUGAAAGAAGCAACGCUGCUGCAGCUGCUUCUAGCUCAGUUUCUGGUAGUGUUGGUGUUGUUCCUGAUCACCUGCCCCAUUUCUAAGUUGUGCUUCUGAU
Molecule: messenger RNA, 1259 nt
Organism: Lycium barbarum (goji berry)
Lineage: Eukaryota; Viridiplantae; Streptophyta; Magnoliopsida; Solanales; Solanaceae
Product: floricaula/leafy homolog 1
Exons: 3
Coding region: 13-1245 (410 amino acids)
Biological process (GO): regulation of DNA-templated transcription
Molecular function (GO): DNA binding
Source: RefSeq, a predicted model, not a curated record